This is a messenger RNA of Rodentolepis nana, 1728 nucleotides long. Lineage: Eukaryota; Metazoa; Platyhelminthes; Cestoda; Cyclophyllidea; Hymenolepididae. The record is from the annotation of a GenBank genome assembly.
AUGGAAGAAAAAAUCUAUACAAACGUUGAUACCAUUUCUAUUCCAGUCAAGCUGUUUCAAAGUCUUCGAAAGAAGGGAAAAUUUUUAGACGGUGUAAUUAUUACAAAAGACAAACGAGAAAUACCAGUGCAUAGAAUCGUUCUUUGUACCCAAUUUCCAAGUAUCGAAGACAAAUUUACGGAAGAUUCCAACAACCGAAUAGAAUGGAUUAGGUUUACAUUUGAUAUUGUUAAGGCGGUGGUGGAUUACGCGUAUACAGGGAGUGUGAACUUAACCUUGGAAAACGCGACCAAUCUUUACCUGCUCUCCCUUACAAUCGGUUGCCGCAAGCUGAUCCAAUGGUGUAAUGACUUUAUCAAAUCAAGCAUAUCAUAUCAAAAUCUAGAGCAGAUAUGGACAAUCGCAAAUGCAACUUCGAAUAAGGGACUCGCAACUGCAUGCAUACCUCUCAUGGCUAAUACAUUCGAGAGUCUAAAUAUCAACCAAAGACUUCUCAUUUUUACUGAAGUGGAAAAUAUGCUAGAACUGCUAAAGGAGGUUCAACAUAGUGAGAUAACGGAAGAGGAAAAGCUGAGAACUAUUGUCUCGUGGAUAAAUGCACCGAAUAAAAAAGUGGAGAGAGAUGAAAGAGCAGCGUAUUUUGAGGAACUAUUCAGCGCUAUUGACCUCGAUAACCUAUCUGGUCAUUUUAUUGUUGAACUUGCAACUGAGGAGCUCAAUAUUGGCCUAUCGGACAAAUUGAAGCGGUCCAUUAUAGAUGGAUGGAAAACUUCGAGAAAAAACUCUGACAGUGGAAUAAGCAAUGUCUCGGAUGCAUCUGUAGAACGAAUAACUUCCAGUAUCUCCGAAAAAUUGCUUGUUCAUGCUCUUGAUGAAGAUUCGGAGUAUGGAAUCCUUGCAGCUGUUCCCCACAUUCAAACAACGGCCAAUAGCCGUUAUUGUGUUCCUUAUAGGACCAAUAGUUGUGUAGUUGCACUGAAAGGUGACGUAUACCUAAUUGGUGGAAGGGACUCCGAGAAGAAUUCUGUCAAUCAGGUGCAAAGGGUUAAUUCCUACAACGGACGAGUUUUCAACGUGGCGCCAAUGAAGAAAGCUCGUAGUGGUGCCUCAGCCGUUGUCAGUAACAACUGCAUAUUCAUCUUUGGUGGUUAUGAUGGAUCGAGGAAAAUGAUAUUAGGAUCCUGCGAAAAAUAUGAUCCUACAACCGACAGAUGGUCGUCAUUACCACCAAUGCCAACAGCUCGCUAUGGCACUGGAGCGGUUCAUAUUCCAGACUUUGGAGAAUUAGUCCUUGGUGGAUGUGAGAAACGCGGAAAACUGGCCCCGAAUCUCACAACAGUGGAAUUACUCUUAAACGAUGCUUCUGAGAAUGAGGAGUACAAUGGAACAUGGCAUACCAUUGCACCGAUGUUAAAACCUCGAAUCUGGCCUGCUGCCGUCUACUUCAAGGGGGAUGUCUAUGUGGCAAGAGACGGAGAUGAUACAGUGGAAAAGCUAACAAUGUCAACGGGACAGUGGACACUAAUUUCCGAAGACCCUGAAAUCGAUUCUUUCCCCUAUUCAAUGGCAGUUUUCGAUAGGAGACUUCUGCUUUCAACUGAUUGUGGAAAAAUUUAUGAACUAAAGAGGCCGGAUGAGGAUGAAGAAGAAGAUUCCACUGAACUCGUCUGGGAUCAGAUUUGUGAAAUAGAAAAUGUCCAACGAGCUAAACUUUUGGUGAUAAAAUGA